UACAUUAUUGAAGGCUCUGUGAAGGAUGAUGAUCUUAAAGCACUCACCGCCCUCCAUUGACCUUAUUAAAGGCACUCAAAAAACUAAAAAAAAAAUCUUUUAAGGCACCCAAGGGCUCCUCGGUGCCGCCCAUCAGUGCUUGCUAAGGUGAGCUGGGCGGGAUCAGGAGGCCACCAUGUCCACCAGCGCCGGCUCCGUUCCACCUCUUUCCCCUCGACGACUGGAAGGGAAGGUAGCUCUUGUAACCGGUGGAGCUAUGGGUAUCGGUGAAAGCAUUGUCAGGCUCUUCAGGGAGCAUGGUGCAAAGAUUUGUGUUGUUGAUAUCCAAGACAACCUUGGCCAGCAACUCUGCAAGUCACUUGGUGGUGAUCCGUAUGUUGUCUUCUUCCACUGCGAUGUUACCAUCGAAGAUGAUGUUCACCGUGCUGUUGACUUCACAGUUCGUAAGUAUGGUACCAUCGAUAUCUUGGUCAAUAAUGCUGGUAUCACUGGCAGCAAGGUGGUGGAUAUCCGCAAUGUUGACCUUAAAGAAUUCAAGAAGGUGUUUGAUGUGAACGUGAAUGGUGUGUUUCUUGGGAUGAAGCAUGCAAGCCGUGUCAUGAUUCCCAAAAGCAAGGGCUCCAUUAUUUCGCUGGCCAGUGUAGCAAGUGUAAUUGGAGGGAUGGGUCCGCAUGGAUACACAGGAUCCAAGCAUGCUGUGCUGGGGCUCACUAGAAAUGUGGCAGCAGAACUGGGGAGGCAUGGGAUACGUGUGAAUUGUGUCUCACCAUAUGCGACCCCCACAAGCCUCUCUAUGCCUCAUUUGCCUGAGAAUGAAAGGCGGGAGGCUGCACUGAAGGGGUUUCUGUCCUUUGCUGGUAGCCAUGCCAACUUGAAAGGCGCAGAACUGAUGGUAGAUGAUGUAGCACAGGCUGUGCUCUACUUGGCAAGCGACGAAGCCAAGUACAUCAGUGGACUCAAUCUAAUGGUUGAUGGGGGGUUUACUUGUGUGAAUCACUCACUUCAACCAUUUGAUUGAGGAUGAUAGUUGGGUAGUGCAUUCCUCUUUCGGACAUUUCACUUUAAUGUAGCAGGCUUCAUCUAUAGCAUAAAUGAUUGAUUGCCCUGCUGUGGAUGCAUAAUAUAAUAAAUUCAGACAAAACAUUUUAUGAGCCAUUUACAUUAUGUUCUUAAAAUCCAUUGCAAGAAAGAAUGUUGGUCUGUUCUUAUUUGAGAAA
Molecule: messenger RNA, 1217 nt
Organism: Phoenix dactylifera (date palm)
Lineage: Eukaryota; Viridiplantae; Streptophyta; Magnoliopsida; Arecales; Arecaceae
Product: zerumbone synthase
Biological process (GO): abscisic acid biosynthetic process
Cellular component (GO): cytosol
Molecular function (GO): xanthoxin dehydrogenase (NAD+) activity
Source: RefSeq, a predicted model, not a curated record